AUGACACGACCGAACAUCGUUAGAGCCGACACGAUCGAUCUGCAGGACCAGGACAAUCCUACCGCCGCCGAGCACCAGAAGCCUGUCAUCCAUGGCGGACUGGGAGCGCAUCAGCGCGCCGAGGUACACCAUGUCCUCGAAGAGCGCAAUUCGGAAGAGCAUGCGUUGGCAGAUGCGUGGAACAUGUCUGGGGAUAUAACGGAGGAGCCGGGCACGAUCGACCACAGCCAGAACCAGCAUUUAGAGCAGGACAGUGCGACGAACGGGAUGCAGAGGGAUGGGGAAGACGAUGGCGAGAACGGGGAGACAGAGGGAGACGCGGACGAUGACAUGAUGGAUAGGAUAUCGAGCUCGCCGAGCAUCGACGAUGGUGGGUUUACAUCGCCCUCUUCUUUAACCCCUGUUAGGCACAACCCAGCGAUCGAGAGGGUGAAAUGGCCACCACGCACAUCGAGCCUUUCACCUUCGCCUCGCGACACUCCAACAUCAACACGCGAACGGACUUCCAACCAGUCCGCUCAUUCACCACCGGACUCUUCACCGCUUCAGCAGACGCCGCAGCAUCUCCCGCUGCACGUCCGCAGAAUCGGAAGAGUCCCUUCACCUCUCGUCAGCCAGCCUGAUCUGUCUCCGAGUCCGUCUCUGGACGACGAGGUACAUCUACCGGCAAGACCUGUUCCAUUCAAGCGCACACAGCGUUCUUCUUCUGCGUCAAAGUAUCGUCAUUCAAAGGGUAGGUAUGAGGAGCCAUUGGACCACCUUGCUGGAUCACCGAUAAUGCAAUCAGCGGCCGCAAUGCACGGAUCGGGCACGGAUCCUGAAGUCAGGAAGGUACAGUUCGCCACGGGUCCAGAGGAGCAAGAUCCCGACAUGAAUUCAUACGACGAUCAAAACAGUGAGCGAUCCGUCAUCGUCCACAGCAUCGAAGCCGAAUCCAGGCCAAUCGAAAGCCCGUUCCGCAAGAAUCCUUUCACCAGCAACUUGGCCGACACUACACGACCAGGGCUUCCCGACCCGUCGAGCUUCAACAGCCUCGCCAGCCUGGACAUGGACGAUGUGCUACUACCAAACGAUGACCCGCUGUUGGACACCCCGCCAUCGCCGACAGACUCCGCGGACUCCUGGGAAAGCUCCGAGGCGGACAGCCUGGAUGAAGAUGAGAAUGAUGAUGACACUGACGCUCUCUUUGACCCCCUUGACGAUCGUUUCAUUGAUUCUGGUUGGGGUGGCGAGUGCUUACGUGAUACAGAAGACAUCGAUUUCGAGUUCGUCUACGCGCUGCAUACCUUUGUCGCAACAGUCGAGGGGCAAGCCAACGCGCAGAAAGGCGAUACAAUGGUUCUGCUUGACGAUAGCAAUUCGUAUUGGUGGCUUGUCCGUGUGGUAAAAGACAACAGUAUCGGAUACCUGCCUGCGGAACACAUCGAGACACCAACAGAGCGGCUGGCAAGGUUGAAUAAGCACAGAAACAUCGAUCUAUCUGCCACCAUGCUCAGCGACAACUCUGAGAAGACCCGGAAUCCGCUCAAAAAAGCCAUGAGGAGGCGAAACGCCAAGACCGUGCAGUUCGCAGCACCGACAUAUGUUGAGGCCUCCGACUACGACUACUCAUCAGACGAGGAAGACCAGCCACCCAUAGACCCCUACGCUGGCGUUGUUCAAUCCGAGGACACCCAGCAAGAGGAGCACGUCGAAGAGGAACCAGCUGCGGAGAAGGUCACGACACCAGAAGAGGGCGGACUUUCACGGGCGUCGUCGUCUUCGUCACGUGCUUCCUUUGACCGCGAACAGGCUGCGACGGCUGCAGCUGCUCUCAAUGGUAAUGUCGAUGAGCCGCAACUCAGCCCGAAGCUUGUGGAUAAGACCGAGGCUGCACCGCUGAAGUCACGCCGAACACGUAAUACAGAUUCAUUCCUCAAGGACGACACGAUAGAAACGCGGAAGAUCACCUUGACUCCUGGGUUGCUUCGAGAGGAGGGCAAGAACUCAUUAUCCACCGACAGCACGCGGAAUCCCAGCUUGGAGAACCUGGUGAAGACGGUUUCGCCGACGGAGUCCCUGAGCAAGAAAGACAGCAAAAAGGAGAAGAAAGAGAAGAAGGGCGGCAUGCUCAGCGGCCUUUUCAAGAGCAAGAAGAAGGAUAAGAAGUCGAAGGAGGACAUGUCAGUAGCGGAUUUGAGCGAUGCUGAGAAGGCUUCGUACGAGGCACAAUCACCCACGCACAGCCCCGUGCAGAGUGGACGAGUCUCGCCAGAGAAGGACAAUGCAGGCUCGUUGGCACCGUCAGACAUUCGAAGGCAGGAGGUUCAGACGAGGCAGCCGACUAGAGGCAAACUCCAGAAAGCACCACCGCAUUCACAGACCUCUAUCCCAGCACGCGAAGCGCCUCCGCAGGAGCCACCGCAGCAACAAGCACCGGAAGAGCCAAAGGAGAUGGUUGCAGAGCUCCAAGGCUCUGAAGUCGCCUAUGAGAUGGGUGCCGCAGAGCCUGAACAAGCAGCGACAGACGACCAACCGCAUCUUCACACCGAGCUGGCCCUUCAAGACAAGCAGACUAAGGAGGGAGCACUGUCACCACUCACGAACGUGCUCGGCCCCGACACAAGCAAGAGCCAGAAGCCCGUCAAGGCGAAGAAGGUCAAACAGCGCAUGGAGCUCGACGACUUCGACACGCCUACAGACGACGAAGGACCGAACCCGUUCAAAGAGCAGGACAAGCGGGCAACUGGCACGCAAGAAGACGGCUUAUCCGAGAGUCCCGUCGAAAUCACGCACAGCACCUUCAUGCACGGCACCGAAUCCAUCCACAUCCCUAUGCCCGGCGCCAACGACCCCCGCGACCUCCCCGACGACGAAGACGACAAGGAAGUCGAAGUCGAAGACGAAGAAGAGCCAGACAGCCUCACCUCCUCCCCCAGCAUCGUCUCCGCCCCCAACAACCAACCCAAAGACGCCCCCACCACCACCCUCGCGCCCACCCGCGGCCUCUCCACCGACUCCCUCCCCUCCGCCACCUCCUCUGCAGAUCCAAUAAGCCCAGCUUCCCAACAGCCCUGGUCCGACGCCUCGCUCCGCGCCUGGCUCGAGGACGGCUCCGAGGUGCGCGACAUGCUCGUCCUUAUCUACGAUACGUCCGGGGUGACGGCCGUGGGGCGGGAGCAUCCCGUGAUGAAGGGGUUGUUUGAGCGGGAGCGGAAGGGGGUGGAGGGGAUGUUGGGGGAGUUGGAUGGGUUGUUGGCGGGGUUUUUGGGGAGGAGGGGGAUCCAGCUUAAUUGA
This is a messenger RNA of Saxophila tyrrhenica, 3276 nucleotides long. It is a transcript of the gene BUD14, whose product is annotated as protein phosphatase regulator. Gene Ontology annotation, biological process: establishment or maintenance of actin cytoskeleton polarity; intracellular protein localization. NCBI's taxonomy places the organism in Eukaryota, Fungi, Ascomycota, Dothideomycetes, Mycosphaerellales, Extremaceae. Gene Ontology annotation, molecular function: protein binding. The coding region runs from base 1 to 3276 and encodes 1091 amino acids. The transcript has 3 exons. Gene Ontology annotation, cellular component: cell tip; microtubule cytoskeleton. The record is from RefSeq and is a predicted model, not a curated record.